Messenger RNA from Sphaeramia orbicularis (orbiculate cardinalfish), 651 nucleotides. RefSeq names its product sigma intracellular receptor 2-like. The record is from RefSeq and is a predicted model, not a curated record. NCBI's taxonomy places the organism in Eukaryota, Metazoa, Chordata, Actinopteri, Kurtiformes, Apogonidae. Gene Ontology annotation, cellular component: endoplasmic reticulum.
AUGUUUCUCCGUGUGUUAGAGGAUUAUUUCUUGUAUUUCGCCUCUCACAUCCCUAUCACCUUAUGCAUUGACCUCCAGGCCCUGCUGCCUGCACAGGUGUACCCACAGUGGCUGAAGGAUCUUGUGCAGUGGUACGCAGGUGCGUUCAGGGACCCCAUGGUUGUGGCCCCUCCAGCCUGGUUCGGCUCCUUCAUUGUGUGUGAGGCUCUGCUGCAGCUGCCGUUUCCUGUUGCUGCCUAUGCUUUCUGGAAAGGAGGCUGCAGGUGGAUCAGGACUCCUGCGAUUGUUUACUCCACACAUGUGGCCACCACAUUGGUUCCGAUCCUGGCCCACAUCCUCUUCUAUUCGUUCCCUUCAGAACCACACCUGGGACCCCAGACCAUGCAGGAGCGCUGGUUUCUGGUCUCCAUAUAUGCACCAUACCUAAUUAUACCUGUGAUGCUGCUCCUCACCAUGCUGCUGUCCUCCACAUACAACCACACCUCCACAUCUGGAAACACAUCAGUCAAAGCCAAGAAGAACUGAAACAGCCUUCAGUUCACUAAGAUUUUAGAUUAUAUUCUAUUUUUCUGAUAGCACUUGUUGUAUUAGAUUGUCUGAGUGGGUUUUAAUUUUCCUGAGAGAUAUUUUCACGCAUAAAAUGUUCACAUG